AUGGCUGACAGUCGAUCAACAUCGCCGCCUGGCACCCCAAUAGAGAGAGAUAUGCCUCAUGUGCGCCUCAACAGCUCGCAAAACAAUCUCCUCGCAAAUGAUGUCCUCAACAACCGACCGACAGGGCCAAGCAGGCAGAAGUCCGCGCGAUCCCUACUCCCUCCACCAAGACCCUUGACGGCGCCGUCAGUAAGAAACAAUCCCACUCUGAAUCGCAUGUACAAUGGCGGUCCCAUGGAUUCAGCCGAGAGCCUGCUCAUUCCACCAACACGAUCAAGAACACACAGAUUCAGAGACGAAGAGUCAGUUCCCGGAUCGCCGGUGGAGGGGAUAUCGCGAAGAACCAGUUUCAGCUCAGAUGGCAGAGGUUACGGAAGGGACCCUUUUGCAGAUUCAAGAGCAACAUCACGAGCUCCAUCAAGAGCGGGCAGCGACGAUGAGCAUGUCAACACCCAAACAGUAUCUGAAAAGUAUAACAUAUUGCCCUCGGCUGGACUUCUCUUAUUCCCAGAAGAUGUAGAAAAAGAUGACUGGUUACAUAAUCCUGAUCCAAACGAGAAGGAGUCGAGGGAGUGUAAUAUCUUCACUAAACGAGGAGUAGCCAACAUCGGUGGUCUUGGUCUUGUGGUCCUAGGACUAUUGGUCCUCUUCAUUGGCUAUCCUAUACUAACAUUCGUGCAAAGAUUCGAACCUCCACCAAAUGAGUGCGCCUCGGAUCCAGACUGUAUUGAUGUUGGGAAGAUACCUCUGUUGAAAAACAUUCGCACCAGCUUAAUAGAUCCGGACACACCGAGCGAUAUGAAGACAAAGACGGCUGCAGACGGGACGACGUUGAAUCUGGUCUUCUCGGACGAGUUCAACACAGAUGGCCGCACUUUCUAUCCUGGAGACGACCCCUUCUUUACUGCCGUGAACUUGUGGUAUGGUGUAACUCAAGAUUUGGAGUGGUACGACCCAGACGCCGUCACGACCAAAGGUGGUGUUCUCGAGCUCAGAUUUGAUGCUUUCGAGAACCACGGGUUGAACUAUCGCUCGGGGAUGGUACAGUCGUGGAAUCAGAUGUGUUUCACUGGUGGGCUUCUCGAGGCUUCCUUAUCUUUACCUGGGCGAGGAGACGUACAAGGCUUCUGGCCUGGGUUCUGGGCUAUGGGAAACCUGGGGAGACCAGGCUAUGCAGCUACGACGGACGGAAUGUGGCCAUUCAGUUAUGGUAAUACCUGCGACCCUGGGAUAACAGCAAAUCAGAGCUCGAAUGAUGGGAUCAGCUACCAGCCAGGAAUGCGAUUGCCGGCUUGUACAUGCGCAGGCCAAGAUCACCCAACACCAGGCAAAUCACGGUCGGCGCCUGAACUUGACGUGCUCGAAGCUACGGUUUCCCCCCUGGGCCUCGAUAACACCGAUAUGACAGGUGUGGUGUCUCAGAGUUGCCAGCUUGCUCCCUUCGACAUCUGGUACCAGCCAAAUACUGAAUUCAUCGAAGUCUAUGAUAAUUCUAUCACACUUCUCAAUACUUACCAGGGAGCGCCAUUCCAACAAGCCUUGUCCGGCCUGACGAAUAUCAACAAUGACUGGUACGACGGCAAUGGUUAUGCAACGUAUAAUUUUUACUACACCCCCGGACCAACUGGCCGUGUAACGUGGUCUGUAGCCGAUAUUGAGGCAUGGACUCUGGAUGCUCGAGCUAUUGGCCCCAACGGCAACGUGGGACAACGAGUCAUACCAGUGGAGCCCAUGGCAGUCGUCAUGAACUUUGGCAUGUCCACUGGGUUUUCUAACGUCGAUCUCCCGGGCAUUGAAGCUACCCUACCUGCAACCAUGCGCUUUGACUACGUCCGCAUCUACCAGGAUCCUUCCUCUUCGUCCAGUGUCACGUGUGAUCCCGAAGGGUAUGAGACAACGGAUUACAUCGCCAACCACAUGAACGCUUACACGAAUCCGAAUUUGACACAAUGGCAUCAAACCUCACAUUCGUGGCCAAGUAACACAUUCGUGAACGACUGUAAAUGA
Messenger RNA from Letharia columbiana, 2007 nucleotides. RefSeq lists its product as uncharacterized. The coding region runs from base 1 to 2007 and encodes 668 amino acids. Gene Ontology annotation, molecular function: glucosidase activity. The transcript has 4 exons. Gene Ontology annotation, biological process: (1->6)-beta-D-glucan biosynthetic process; fungal-type cell wall organization. NCBI's taxonomy places the organism in Eukaryota, Fungi, Ascomycota, Lecanoromycetes, Lecanorales, Parmeliaceae. Gene Ontology annotation, cellular component: plasma membrane; endoplasmic reticulum membrane. The record is from RefSeq and is a predicted model, not a curated record.